UAAAUCAACAAUAUGAUAUUCCGAAUAAGUUAAAUGACGUUAGCUGGAAUAAUAUAACAACAAAAAGAAUAUUCAAGGAUGUCUGUCAACACGGCACACGCACAAAUGGGGGGUGUCCUGAUAUUUGCAGGCGAAAGGAUUCUUAUUUUUUGUGAUGGGGUUGAGAUGGGAUUUGAUUGUAAAGACCUAGCUCAUUUUAAAGGGAACAAGAAAGGAAGGAUAUACCUUACAACACAUAGGGUUAUCUUCACCAACAAGAAGCCAGACGACAUGCUCCAGUCCUUCAGUAUGCCAUUCUACUGUAUGCGGGAGGUAGAACUGGAACAACCCGUAUUUGGAGCAAAUUACAUUAAGGGGAAAAUAAACCCAGAAAGUAACGGAUGGAUGGGAGACUGCCGAUUCAAGCUCUGGUUUACAAGUGGUGGGGCCAUCGAGUUCGGCACAGCGAUGCUGAAGGCUGGUCAACUGGCAUCAAGGAAUUUUCAGCAUCGUCCUCCAGCUUACACUCCCCCACAGGGUCCAAUAUACCAGGCCCCACCCCCAGCCUACACCCCUCCCCAGGCAGAUUAUGGCUGGGUGCCCUACCAGACAUUCCCUUCUGCUCCACCACCUGAGUAUGUGUAUACCACGGGUGCUCCGCCUCCGUACCCAGGGGUAGACCCCUCUGCCCCUCCCUACCCUCCACCCCAGACCAACGGAACCCCUGCAGAUGCCAAAGCUGCAGAGGCUGCAGGAGGGGCUUAUUACAAUCCCUCCAACCCGCACAAUGUGUUUGUACCUAACAAUGGGGCACCUCACUACCAGGCGCCACCAUAUUCCGCACCUCAGUAUAAUGCUCCGCCCCCCUCAUACGCCGAGGCAUCUAAGAAGAACAACUGAUCAUGACCUUUGUUCCGGAAUCUGUAAAAUUCAAACAUCUAUUGAUAUUGACAUUGUUCCCAGCCUAAACUGAAAUAACUUUGAUGGUGAUUUGUUGGUUUUGAAUGGACUUAAGGGUGUAUGCUACCUUAGUGUUAAAUGUACCAAUUUCCAGAAGAUUUCCACAUCAAGUGGAAGAAUGUCAUUAAAAAUAGUAAUUUAGACUAGCAAUAUCUUUAAAGGGAGAUAACUCUAACACAAAUUAAAGAUAUGAUAUGUAAGGUUGCAUGCAUCCAUAAUUUAUAUAGCUUUUAAAAUUAAGAAAAUAACCACAAAAAUCAAAAACAUGUAUGUAGUAAUCAACAUUUAUGGUAGUUCAACAUCUAUAACAAGUUGAUGAUUGCAUUGUGAUAAAACUUGUAAAUAGGUUUUGAAAAUGUCCUGAAAUACUUGUACAGUGGAAUUUUAGAAGCUUGAACACAAGAAAUCAGUAUAAAUAAAUUAAGGGCAUUGCAAGAAUCUGUAGUAUCAUGUUCCAGAAUCUGUCCUAUAAAAGUUGAAUACUUGUAUAAUCGUAGCUGAUGAUGAUGUUAAACAUAAUUUGAAUAUGUUAUACAGAGUGUUUUCAUAGCCUCCUGUACCUCAUCAGCUUUCUUUGUAAUUGCAUGAUAUGCCAAAUAAUGUCCCAGAUUUACAGUAACUGGGUAGACUUGUGCUUUUAAAACCUGGAUAUAUUGAUGGUAGGCUUGGAUCCACUUCUGGUGUUGUUAAGAGCUAUUCAGGAUUAAAGUAAUCGUUUAUAUUUUUUGUUGGAAUAAUCCUUUGCAAACAGAUUGUUUGCACAGGGACUUGAAAAUCAAGACAGAAUAUGGAUAGUGAUACCAUAUCUGGUGCAUGUUAAGCGUUUUAAUAAAAGUUUUAGAGAUUUACAUUACCAUUUGACAAAAUAUCACUUCUAAUGAUUGAUAUACAAUCAAUGAUUAUCCCAGAAAUUUAAUUUAAGUCAGUUGAAAAUAUUGCUCUAUUCUGUUGCAUUAUUAUUAUUGACGAUAUGUACAUGUCUUUACUAGUCAUGGAUAGAGGGAUGAAAUUCAAAUUUUCUUAUAUUGUUUAUUUUUCUGUGACGACUCGGGCAGUAAAAUGAGUCUUGAUACAUGGAAUACUGUUGAUUUAAACCAAAAACUGGAGUCCACAGUUGGAAUAUACACAGACUAGAAUUCUGAAAUUGGCUAUUCAGAAAACUGCUAUAUCACUGUUUUUAUCAGGUCCUUCGACUUUGGAAUAAACAUUGUUUGGCCCACUUUUUGUGUUGAUACAUGAAAUAGUAUAAACAUUAUCAGACUGCAAUAGACUGAACGUCAUUGGACAGUGGUCUGGAUGGGAGACUGUUGUGUUCAGCUAGGAAGUAUUUAUUAUGUAUCAACAUUAAUCAGCCACAAAUAACUUUGAAGUUAAAAUGCAGGAGGAUGCUUAACCUGGGACAAACACCACUGCAGCACAAGCAUUGUAUGUUUGGUCAUAGAUUUUAUGAAAUUGAUUUUUUUUCCGUCAGGGAGGAGGUGACUGAAUUUUCUGUGUUGGGUAGGGGGAAAGCAAUGGAAUCCUAUAUUUAUUACAUUACCAGCAACAUUGAUAUAUUUGUUGUUUACGUUUAUUUUCUCUCAUUUGUCACAUUAAACAUUUACACACUGACCAAGCACUCUUGUAGCUAGAGAAAAGGCAGGUAGAGGAAUUCGUAAAAGUUGUAAAUAAACAUUUUGUCAAACUAUAUUAUCUAUAUAUGUAUAUAAAUGACAUCAUAUAUAAAACUAGAUCAAGUGAUGUUCGGUGGGCUGAGUUAUUGGGACUUGACUUCACCGAUGUCAAGGAGUACUAGGUGGUUAACAUGUAGCUGGAUAAUCCAGUGUGUUUGUCAAGCCGUUCGGGGAUUACAAAAAAACUUGUGGGGGGACAAUAAAAUAAUUUCAGAUAGGACAAGAUGUUUUAAUAGACAGGUGUCGAUUUCAUGAGGGUUAACAUAAGAGACAUGAGUCUUUUAGAUCCAAAAUUUCAUGUUAAGAUAUUAUAGGUUGUCUAUCAGUUACUGGUAAAGUCGGGUUUUACAGUAUCACAGAAUGUCCUUUACUCAUUCACCCCUACAUAUAUAAACUGGACCUGUCCAGUCUAUGAUUUGGUAAGGUUCAAAUGAGACUUUAAGGGUGAAUUGGUUUAAGUCAGGUGUCGGUCAAGUUGGGUGGGUGUCGGUCAAGUCAGGUGUCUGGUAAGUCAGGUCUCACAGUAUUGCAGGGUGUCCUUAAAGUCAAGUGUCAGUCAAGUAAGGUCUUGAUAAAAGUUAGAUUUUACUAUGUUUUGUCUUCAUUAUUCAAUAAUUUUAUUAUUUAUGAAUCAUUUAAAGUAAUUCAUUGAUUUUAUCAAGUGUCAUGUUAUUUCAUGCAUCAGUUUUACUCAGCAAGCAUUUUAUCCACCAACAGAUUAACUAUACUCACUCUUUGUAAAGUCCUAUCUCCAUAUUUGAAGUCCAAGCUGGGAUUUGUAUCUGUUUAUACUCCGAUUGAAACAUUUAAAAAUUAUUCUAUUUCCAUAUCAAAAGAAUUGAAUGACACUUGCUAUUCUUGUUGCACUAAAUCGUCUAGUUGUAAUAUAAAGGUGUGUAUUGUGGAACCUCAUUAAUCAAACUCGUAUAGAUAAAUAACAGACUACUGAUAUAAUAAAACUCAACUCUGAAAGAUAAAAUCAGCAAUAUUUUAUUACUUUCCUAACACUACCCGGUUAUAACAGCAAUAAGAAAUGUUUCGUUGCUAUGGAAAAUUUGUAAUUCCAGAUUUUUUACAAAAACUGAAGUGUCAUGAUUAACGAGGUUCUACUGUACUCCAGCCCAUGUGAUAACAUGUAUCUGGUGGUUUAUAGACAGGAUUAUGUAUAUUUCACAUUAUUAUGCCAUUUCAUUGGUGUUGUUAUCUUUGUCAAAAUAAAACAACAAGAUAGAU
Mizuhopecten yessoensis (Yesso scallop) is the source of this 3845-nucleotide messenger RNA. Its product is annotated as WW domain-binding protein 2-like. The record is from RefSeq and is a predicted model, not a curated record. Gene Ontology annotation, cellular component: nucleus. Bases 79 to 879 code for a protein of 266 amino acids. Gene Ontology annotation, molecular function: transcription coactivator activity; chromatin DNA binding. NCBI's taxonomy places the organism in Eukaryota, Metazoa, Mollusca, Bivalvia, Pectinida, Pectinidae. The transcript is spliced from 7 exons. Gene Ontology annotation, biological process: positive regulation of DNA-templated transcription.